UUGGGGGAAGAGAAGAGAAAGGUCUAGAAAAAUCGCGGGGAGGCGUAUACAAUAUACAUAGCCCACCCACCCGCCAACGCACAAACCACUACAGUCCACCCACACUUUUUGUUUCUAGGGUUUCAAAUUGAGAAGACAAUUGAAAUUUUGAAUGAUGAUGAUGAUGACUACUCAGAAGAGGAAAGCUGUAGAUCAAUUCAACCAUGAUUUCUCCGACUUCUCUCUUUCUUCUCCCGCUACCAAAAUCCGGCGACUUGAUCAUGUGGAAUUGGCACCAAUAAUAGAGGAAGAGGAAGAGGAACCACUACAACAUGAAGAUGAAGAACAGAGAAUAGCAACAGAAGCAGGUGUAGACGUUGAAAAUGAAGAGAGAGCUAUUGUUUUGUUCAAUCCCGCCAAUCCUUUCAUUCAUUCCCCUCCUCCUACGUUCUCCCUCACUCCUCACAUUCUUUCUCGCUUAAAAGGACAAUCGCACCUUUCCAAUUUAUUCAACAGAUCUUCUUCAUCAAAUCAAGACGAGGAGACAGACACGGCAUUGGACGAUGGUGUUAUCAUCUCAAAUCAGUGUACGGCGGUUGUUCCUUGGGUCAAGUCUAACCUAUCUCCUUGUUUGCCAUCCAGUGGAUUAGAUGCCUCUGAGAGUACGAUGAUGGAAGCUGAUGCAGAAAAUCAACAAGAGGAGGUUGCUACGAGUAUGGACAUUGAACAAGGAUAUAAUGCAGCAGUGAGCAGCGGUAAUGCCACUGAAUAUGAGGGACAUUUCCAUCAGUGGCAACAACAACACUGUAUGGUACCUUCCCAGCUUCCUCCUCCUCCUCCUCCUCACAGUGCUGCUGCUGCUGCAACCCCUGUAGUAUGGUUCAAUUGACCCGUAAUGUAGAAAAAUAUUGUCCAUCAUCAAGGCCUUGGUUUCAUUGUCUUUAGCAUAUGUCAAAAGCCUUGGGUUUUGGAUAUUCUCAUCGUUGCCAUAUCAUUCUACCUAGCUGUCUAGUACGGCCGACCAACUCAAGUGUAUGGUGUCCAAAUUUUUUUUAUCCUUUUGUGCCCUAUA
Molecule: messenger RNA, 1051 nt
Organism: Daucus carota subsp. sativus
Lineage: Eukaryota; Viridiplantae; Streptophyta; Magnoliopsida; Apiales; Apiaceae
Exons: 3
Coding region: 152-868 (238 amino acids)
Source: RefSeq, a predicted model, not a curated record